AUGCUGAACAAGCCUAACUCAAUCAGCCACAAACAGUGCUUGUGUACCUGGGGUUCCCUGAGGACUCUUGAUGUCUUUGUCCCAGUCUCGGUGGGACCGAAAAGUAGGCGUCUGUCUGUGUCUCAAGCGCCAUUAAUACCCAGCGGUUUUGCGAGUGACCCCAGCUACUGGGUUCAGGUGCACAGGCUGGAACAUGGAGAUGGAGGCAUCUUGGACCUUGAUGACAUGCUAUAUGAUGUUAGUUUUGGUGAAGAAUUACACUUACAGUUAAGAUUUGUGGGGCUAGUAGGGCACGCUUACGCGAGAAUUGAUUUUGUAGCUUUCUACUGUAAGUUGGCACAUCAAGAGAACCACUUGCGCAAUAGCUUCCUGACUGGGAACUACUUUUUCGCUAUACAGGACAAGAAUUCCUUCGGGCCUCUAGGAGAGAGAAAGAAAGGGACAGAGCGAGAGAGACAGGUCCAUGAAAUAAGAGUCAGCCAGUUCUUCUCUUCUCCGCGCUUCUCUCAACUGAAGCAGCUGGUUGCUGUAUACGAAGAGCAAGAUCCCCACAAUGGAGGCGACGGAACCAGCGCCAGCUCCACAGGAACCCAGAGUCCUGACCUCUUUGUCAGUGAGAUGAGUUCAACUUCGGCCUUCCAGCCCUACCAAGCCAACAGUGAGAUUGAGGUCACAGCAACUGCUCUACUCUCGAUUUUCGGUGAUAAAAUAGCCUGUCUUCAGAAAUGUCCAAUCAUAUGUAAGUUGUCCAGGAAGACAAACGAGACAACCACAUUGUUCACAAACCAAAGAGGAGGACCAAACAAGAUAACAAAUUCUGAUGAAAACACGUUCACUGCUCAUAUUGAUUUUUCCCAGGACUGGAAAUGUAAAUUCGGCACAGAAAGUCCAAGUGCCAGGAGGGGUCGGGAAAUUGUUGAUGGAGCCUUCUAUGACACAGUGUCCAACAAUUUAAGUGGUGUCAAACUAGAAUAUGUGAAAAGACCCAGAUGUCCAGUAAGCUCAACUGCACUUGAAUUAUGGGUGCCUGUAGUAAUGCUGAUGGAGGAAAUGGAGAAACAGCCCAGCAGGAGACCUGCAUGUCUCUCAAUGUCCGACGCAGUAGUGAUCCCUCCUUUGCUGGCCUCCCACCAGGUCACUGCCUUUAAAUACCUUAAAGGCCAGGCCAUGGAUAGGAAGAAGAAGAGCACAGAAAACAAGAAAGACGAAUUGAGCGAACAGAGCCAAUCGGGAGGGCUGACUCUUCACUGGAGGGUUCACCUGACCCAAGGCUUGCUUGUGAAGCGUUUGGAGGCUGCGGGCAAAGCUGAGAAAGAACAUCUCUUUCAGGAAAACGACUGCAUAGUCAAGAUUAAUCAUGAAGACAUUCGCAACCUACGCUUUGAACAAGCUCAGAACAUUUUCCGGCAGGCAAUGCGCACCCCGGUUAUCCUUUUCCACGUUGUUCCUGCAACCAUGAAGAGGCAGUAUGACAUACUUCACCAAGGCCCUCUGGCAGGAAGCACCCCAGAACCAAGUCGACGGCAUACCACUUUACCCCACGCUUUAAUCUCCAGGACCUGUUCUGCCCACUCUCCUUCCCUGCAGCGCAGGAUAAGCUCAAACCUGUCUAACAGCUCGUACCCAAAGAAAAAAGGGCACAGAUUCAACAUCCAGCUAAAGAAAGGCCCAGAGGGUCUUGGAUUCAGCAUCACGUCCAGAGAUGUCCCCAUUGGAGGAACUGCUCCCAUUUAUAUCAAAAACAUACUUCCUCGGGGAGCUGCCAUUCAAGAUGGUCGGUUGAAGGCUGGAGAUCGACUGCUGGAGGUUAGUGGAGUUGACCUCAGUGGAAAAAGCCAAGAGGAGGUGGUUGCCCUGCUUCGCGCCACACCCAUGGGUGGGAUUGUUAACAUGGUUGUAAUCCGCCAGGAGGACUCCAUAUUGCCCCGAGAAGUGCAUGGAGAGGAUGACAUGGUGUUAACCUUCGAUGGUACAAGAGAGUUCAUGACCUUUGAGAUCCCCCUGAAUGACUCAGGCUCAGCAGGAUUGGGUGUCAGUGUCAAGGGUAACCGGUCCAAGGAGGAUCAAGCUGAUUUAGGCAUCUUCGAUGGACGUCUACAUGUCAAUGACCAACUCAUUGCUGUCAACGGGGAGUCAUUGAUUGGGAUGACUAACCAGGAUGCCAUGGAAGCGCUGCGCAAAUCCAUGUCAAUAGAAGGCAACAAACGUGGGAUGAUUCAGCUUAUCGUGGCUCGAAGGGUGGCCAAAGACAAUGAG
Molecule: messenger RNA, 2256 nt
Organism: Menidia menidia (Atlantic silverside)
Lineage: Eukaryota; Metazoa; Chordata; Actinopteri; Atheriniformes; Atherinopsidae
Source: the annotation of a GenBank genome assembly